AUGUUCGACCCGUUCACCGCUACGCAAAUAAAGUCGCUGACCGCCGAACCACCAGAACACUUUGCACCUCUUUACUGGAUUACAGCAACGGUAAUGUUGCUGGCCGUAACGACCGUCCUUGCAGCGCCGGUCCAAAAUUUGGAUCCCGAUCUGAUCUUCUACGAUCACAUGCGUGACGAAAGUGGAUACAGCUUUGCGUACAAAACGAAAGAUGGUCAAUACCGCGAGGAGCAAGGAUACAUCGAUCCGGAAACGGGCAUCCUAACGGUGACGGGCUUAUAUCGUUUCCAGGGCACUGACGGUAAGACGUACGAGUUCAACUAUGAGGCAGACGAGAAUGGAUAUCGUAUCGUGAAGAAACCACCUCUUGGGUCUCCAAUUUCCAACACUGUGUUGCUUUCGCUCGUUGGUUGA
Messenger RNA from Anopheles marshallii, 414 nucleotides. RefSeq names its product larval cuticle protein 65Ag1-like. The transcript has 2 exons. NCBI's taxonomy places the organism in Eukaryota, Metazoa, Arthropoda, Insecta, Diptera, Culicidae. Bases 1 to 414 code for a protein of 137 amino acids. The record is from RefSeq and is a predicted model, not a curated record. Gene Ontology annotation, molecular function: structural constituent of chitin-based larval cuticle. Gene Ontology annotation, cellular component: chitin-based extracellular matrix.